Molecule: messenger RNA, 4787 nt
Organism: Lonchura striata (white-rumped munia)
Lineage: Eukaryota; Metazoa; Chordata; Aves; Passeriformes; Estrildidae
Gene: RPH3A
Product: rabphilin 3A
Biological process (GO): exocytosis; intracellular protein transport; spontaneous neurotransmitter secretion
Cellular component (GO): extrinsic component of synaptic vesicle membrane; postsynaptic membrane; synapse
Molecular function (GO): small GTPase binding
Source: RefSeq, a predicted model, not a curated record
CACCCCGAACCCGGCACCCCGAACCCGGCACCCCGAACUCGGCACCCCGAACCCGGCACCCCGAACCCGGCACCCCAAACUCGGCACCCCGAACCCGGCACCCCGAACCCGGCACCCCGGCCCAGCCUGGCUGGACCUGGGAGCAGAGCGGUGGGGUCCCGUUGGUGACGCCCAGCGGGGCUCUGCUGUCCCCAGACUCGAGGCCGGCGUGGCCGGCGAUGACCGACGCGGUGCUGGGCGGCUCCUCCGACCGGUGGAUGUGCCCCAGUGACAGGACCAUGUCCCUCCGAGCCAGCAGUGAGAAGGAGCAGCUCCCGGCGGGCUGGGCAGCGCAGCCCGAGCGGCAGCGCAAGGGCGAGGAGCUGACGGACGAGGAGAAGGAAAUCAUCAACCGGGUGAUCGCCCGCGCCGAGAAGAUGGAGGAGAUGGAGCAGGAGCGCAUCGGGCGCCUGAUGACCCGGCUGGAGGACAUGCGCCGCAGCGUGCUGGGGGACGGCGUCAACCGCUGCAUCCUCUGCGGGGAGCAGCUGGGGACGAGGGGCUCCGCCUGUGUCGUCUGCGAGGACUGCAAGAAGAAUGUGUGCACCAAGUGCGGGGUGCAGACCACCAACAACCGGCCCCAGGCCAUCUGGCUCUGCAAGAUCUGCAGCGAGCAGCGGGAGGUGUGGAAACGCUCCGGCGCCUGGUUCUUCAAGGGUUUGCCCAAGCAGAUGCUGCCGCAGCCCAUGCCCGUCAGCAAGAAGGGACCCCAAACCCCGAGCGAGCCCCGCCCGGCCGAGCCACCCACCCCGGACCCCAAAGUCCCCUCCCGGGCACCCAGCCGAGGCCAGGCGGAUGCCGAGGACACCGAGGGCACCGACGCCACAGCGGCCGCCCGGGGAAGCCGCAAAGCGGCCGAGGGCCGGGCGGCUCCGUGCGGCGGCGAGGCCACCGGUGGGGACGGCGACAGCCGCGACUCCGCUGCCGAGAGCGGGGUCAGCAGGAGCCCCGGUGUGAAGAGAACCAGCUCCGUGCAAGGCCAGCGGCCAGCCCCGGCAGCCGCGGCCGGUCCCGCCGCCGCUGGACCCGCAGCGCCGGCGGCCGCAGCGGCAAGGCCGGGUCCCGGGGGUCCCGCCCGCUUCCCGGAGAGACAAGCGAGCCCCCCGGAGCCGGCCCGCGGCGCCGCCAGGGAGGAGCGGGCCGGGGGCUUUGCCGGCAGGGAGGAGCGGCCGGCCUGGCAGCCCCCGGCAGCCCCGCAGCCCCCGGCCGCAGCCGCGGCCCCGCAGCGGCAGCAGCAGCCCCGCGAGGAAGAGGAGGAGGACGCCAACAGCUACGACUCGGAUGAAGGCACCACGCUGGGAGCUCUGGAGUUCAGCCUGCUCUAUGACCAGGACAACAGCUCCCUGCACUGCACCCUCAUCAAGGCCAAGGGCUUAAAACCAAUGGAUUCCAAUGGCCUGGCUGAUCCCUAUGUGAAGCUGCACCUCCUGCCCGGAGCCAGCAAGUCGAACAAGCUGAGGACGAAGACGCUGCGCAACACCCGGAACCCCGUGUGGAACGAGACCCUGGUGUACCACGGCAUCACCGACGAGGACAUGCAGAGGAAAACCCUCAGGAUCUCCGUGUGUGACGAGGACAAAUUCGGCCACAACGAGUUCAUCGGAGAAACCAGAGUUGCCUUGAAAAAACUCAAAGCCAACCAGAAAAAGAACUUCAACAUCUGCCUGGAGAGAGUAAUACCAACGAAGCGCGCCGGAACAACCGGCGCAUCCCGUGGGAUGGCCUUGUACGAAGAGGAGGUGGAUCGCGGCGGGGACGUGGAGGAGCGCGGGAAGAUCCUGGUGUCCCUCAUGUACAGCACCCAGCAGGGCGGGCUCGUCGUGGGCAUCGUGCGCUGCGUGCACCUGGCCGCCAUGGACGCCAACGGAUACUCGGACCCCUUCGUCAAGCUUUGGCUGAAACCUGACAUGGGAAAAAAGGCCAAGCACAAGACACAGAUUAAGAAGAAAACGUUGAAUCCUGAGUUUAACGAGGAGUUCUUCUACGACAUCAAACACAGCGACCUGGCCAAGAAAUCCCUGGACAUUUCCGUCUGGGAUUACGACAUCGGAAAAUCCAACGACUACAUCGGCGGUUGCCAGCUGGGGAUCACGGCCAAGGGCGAGCGCUUGAAACACUGGUACGAGUGUUUGAAGAACAAGGACAAGAAGAUCGAGCGCUGGCACACCCUGCAGAACGAGAACCACGUCGCCAGCGACUAAAGGGAGCCUCUGCCCGGCCCUCCCCGCCCUCUGCCACGCCCCUGUAGGUCCCCGAUGUCCCCGAUGUCCCCGAUGUCGUCUUCCAGCGCAGCCACGCCUUGCUACAGCCUCUGACCCCUCCAUCCUCCCCUCCACUGGAAACUCCCCCAGAUCUUUUCUAUUCUCCUGUAUUUCUUUUCAGCUGGGGGAGGGAGGCCGGCGAGUUCCCCUGGUGUGUAAUUUUGGCAAGCAAUAGUUCCCUCCCGACUGUCCCCCCUCUCUCUCUCCUCCCCGGUCCCCGUGGCAGCGUUCCCGUCGCGUUCCUGACGCUCUAUGUCCCUCCGGCCUCCGCUCCGGCGUCUCCCCCCGGGAGAUGGGAGCGCUGGGCUCGGGAGCAUCGGCCUGUGCCGCUUGUGUGGUCUCAAUACCUCAGUUGCAAUAACGAACGAGCUCCUUGGCUUUGGCGUGGGCGUCACCGUCGCCUGGUGUCCGUGUCGUCGUGGUUAGGCCAAAUCCGGUGUCACCGGUGUCAUCCCGCGAGUCCCGCUUGAGCUUCUUCGCCUCCGGUCUGGCCCACCUGAGCAACGCUGUGGCACAUCCUUUGCCGAGAAGAUCCACCACCAACCCAGCAACAGCGACAAGGAGGGUUUGGGGAGCUCUGUGCUGGCAGGGGAGCAGGUUUGCUUUGGUUCCCGUCGUUUCCAGCCGCCGCGGGCGGCUCCUUCGCCCGAGGAAUUCGGGGGCUCUGCUGCUCUAGGAGCCCAGCUGUGUUUUAGGGUUGUGACUACCUCCUCUUCACCUCUGAGCUGUGUAGUAGUGACUGGCCGAGCCCUGAGGGCAGCCCUGGGUCCCCUCAACCCCUCCUGCUUCCAAGGAUUUUCUGUUCCUCAGGAGGGAAGCUGAGGGAGCUGCUACUUCCCCCAGCCCCCUGAUGUGUGCAAGGAUUAUUGCUUUAAACCACCACAACUCCUGGAAUUAGCUGGAACAGUCCGAGAACUUCCAAACGUGGGUUGUUUUGGUUUGGUUUUCUUUCGCUUUUCCCAGUUUUCUGCACAAGAACCCUCAGCCUGCACUUUAAGGAUGGCCUGGAGCUGUCAGACCUGGUCUGGGCAGCAGGAGAGCACCGACUCCCUGUAGGUGCUGCUGCUGGGCAGUGGAACAAUUCCUUGGCUCUGGAACCAUUCCCUGGCUCUGAAACACUCCCUGGCUCUGGAAAACCCCAGACCUCAUGGAUAGGAGCACACUAAGCACUACGGAAUAUAUGGAAUUUUUUGUCACACUGAGCAUGAGGUGUGAAACCUCCCCCCGAGUCCCCUGCACCCUCUGCUGCAGCUGCCCUCUCUUUGAGUCGGAUGAGUUUGGUUUUCCUGAUAUUUUCUUUAUUCCACUCAGCCCCAACAGAAUUUGCUGAUGUGCCCUGAGUGUCCCCAGCCCCGAGUGACAAAACCCACUCUGUGCUGAGCUGGCCCAGCCUGACACAGGUUCCCCCUCCUUGCAUCUCCAGGUGGGAAAAGCCAACCCAGCCCACCCCAGAAGGUCCAGCCAGAGCUGGGGAUCCUCUUCCAUCACCCCAGCUGUGGUGUGAUGGUGCCUGUGGCUUGGCUUGGGGUGGAAUGGAAGAGAACACCUGGAAUUUUUCCCCUUUUUUCACGGAAUUGUUGCCUCUGUGCCAUUCAGGGUGGCAUCCCUGAGCCACUCUGGCCAGGAGCAGACUGAAACAAUCCCAUUUUUUUGGGCUGUUUCCCUCUGCAUCCCGUGCCAAAACCUCCCUGCUCCAGGCCCAGCUGAGCUGUGGGAUGGUGGGAUCCAGGAUCCAUGGUUGGAUUCUCCCUUUUUCAACCUUCAUGACUCCAAGCUGCCACCACCCUUUCCAGAGGGAUGGAGCUGGCCCAAACAUUCCUGCCAUGCCCAGAGCAGCACCUGGGCACGGAGCUGUGCUGGGGAAAUGUGUGGCUGAGGGUAAAAAAACCUUUAAAAAAAUCAUUAUUUAAACAAUUCCUUAAUUCCUCCCAGUCCUGCAGCAGCCCAGCUUCGUUUGUAUGUGCAGAACAACUCACUUAAGGUUACCCUUAUCCCAUCCUGUAUUCCCAUUCCCUGUUCAGCCUGCUUUUUUUGGGAAAAGGAUACUCAGAUCAUCUCUUUGCACCUCCAAAAAUCAAGUGCAACUUGCCAAUCUCCCCGGUAUCGUGCAAAACCACAGCCCUGGUCUCUGCCCUCCCUCUUCUCAGUUUUUCUGAUGGUAAUUCCUGCCCUGAAUGACUUCUUUUUGUUGUAAAUAAAGCAUGCACCUAUGGAUUGGGAAUGGUGAAAAACAAAACAAACAAACAAACAAAAAAAGNAAAAAAAAAAAAAAAAAGAAAAUGAGAAGCCUCUUCUACUGCUGUUUGCAUUCAGACUCGCAUGCAGUGAUUUUACAGCCAAAUAUCAGUUUACAACUGUUAAGAGAAAAAGAAAACGUUACACAGGAAUUAGAAAUCCUCCAGUCUUCCGCUGCAUGCAGCACAACAUCCUCUCUUGAUGUGGUAUCUAAUAAAGUGAGACUAUUGGAAAAGAACAAAAAAACCCAGA